Molecule: messenger RNA, 3152 nt
Organism: Drosophila ficusphila
Lineage: Eukaryota; Metazoa; Arthropoda; Insecta; Diptera; Drosophilidae
Gene: scaf6
Product: calcium homeostasis endoplasmic reticulum protein
Exons: 13
Coding region: 113-3076 (987 amino acids)
Biological process (GO): RNA processing; intracellular calcium ion homeostasis
Cellular component (GO): perinuclear region of cytoplasm
Molecular function (GO): RNA binding
Source: RefSeq, a predicted model, not a curated record
CACACUAUUAAAAAAAAGAAGAAGAAGCAGUGAAAAGUGCCGCUGAAAAAUUGUAAAAAGUAAUGAAUUUGGGAAUUAAACAAGGCGAAUAGUGUUUAUAAACAGCCUCAAAAUGGACGUGCAGCCGCCGCGAGACGCGAGUUUACGCAAUAUUAUCGACAAGCUAGCGGAGUUUGUGGCCAGAAAUGGUCCGGAGUUUGAGGCCAUAACCAAACAGAAGCAGCAAAAUAACCCGAAAUUCGAGUUUCUUUACGGCGGCGAAUUCGCAAGCUACUACCAAUUUCGGGUGGCAGCGGAACAGACAUUGCUCAAGCAGCAGGGUAUGAACCAACAACUGCCACCGGGUGGACAGCCCGGCCAUUACAUGCAACAUCCGCCGCCAAUGCAGCAAUCCCAGCCACCUGGUCACUAUCCUCCACCCAAUCAGCAGCCACAACACCCGCCAGAAAACGCACAAGAUGGUAUGCAGCAGCAACAGCCGCACUCUUGGCCACCGAACUCUGGCAACGGGGGACCGCCAAACAAUCAGCAAGCAAAUGGCAAUGCCAUAGCCAUGAAUCUUUCACCCCAACUGGACGCCAUUAAGAUGCAGCAGAAGACGCUGCGGGAACAGAUCAAGCAAUCCGAAGCGAAUCUUUCCGCACAGCACACGGCCCUGAUGAACCAGAAGACGAAGCAGAUCGACGAGGCCAUCGCGGCGGCGCAGACGACGCAGCAGGAGCAGAUGGCUGGCGAACAGGGCAUUGUGCUGAGGGACUUCGAUGGCGUCCUGCAGCCGAUCAUCGAGUCCUGCACCAAGGACAGCAUCUCUGCAGGCAAGAACUGGAUUUUACAGCAUUCAACCGACAGCGCAAAAAUCAAUGUCGUUUUACAAUAUCUUUUAAAGAAGGCUUUGGUCAAUGGUUCAACGUUUCAGCAAAAAUUGCAUCUUAUAUAUUUAGUUAAUGAUAUACUCCACCACUGCAUGCGCAAGAACAUCAAUGACUUGAAGAACAGCCUUGAGAACGUCGUUAUUCCGAUGUUCUGCAGCGCCGAAUUAAUUGCCAGCAAUGACCAGCGUCAAAAACUGGCCAAACUUCUGUCGUUGUGGGAAUCCAAGGCCAAGUUCUUUGAUGCUUGCGUCAUCUCGAAGCUGCAGUCGCCGGACUCAUCCAUGCAGGAGUACAAAACCAAUCUGCAGAACACGCAUCAUGAAAUAGUCGCGAAGUUCACGCAGAACACAAAGUCCACCUUGGACAAUUACCAAAAACAGCACCAGAUAUUUAUUCAACAUGCCAGCCAGCAGAUUGCCCAACUCGAGAAGCAGGCGCAGCAUUUGGAGCAGCAGAUAAUGGUGGCCCAAAACUCGCAGCAACAACAUAUGCUUCAGCAUCAAGGUCCCGGCGGUCCCCAGCAAAACAAGAACAUACCAUCGUUAAUGUCCCACCGCGUACCGAUGCCUGGGGAUCGCGAGCACAUGAACAAUCAGGGCCCUCCGGGUCCUCAUGAUCAACAGAAUCCGCAGGCGGGGAACAAUAUGUAUCCUGGUGGCAACUUUCACCAGCAGCAGCAGCCACCCGGCAAUCCCUUUGCGGAUCCGCGGGGACCGAACUUUUUCAUUCCGGACAUGUCGAAACCACCGCCAGGCUUCGCCGCGCCCAUGCACCACCAUAAUCAGGGACCACCGAUGGGACAUCCGCAGCAGCAACAGCAACCACAACCGGGACAAUUUCAGCAAAUGCAGGGCCAAGGAAGUGGCAAUGAACCUCCUGUUGAUCUCGGCGUGCUCAGUGCAGCGAUUCAGGCGUGCUUGCAGAUGCAGCACCAGCAGCAACACCAUCCCGACGACCCACAGCAGCAAGGUCAGCACCAAAUUCAACAACAACAGCAGCAACAACACCAACAACAGCCGCCGCAGCAACAACAGCCGAUGGCUGCGUACCCCCAAAGCCUGGUCAGACCCGGCCAGCCAAAGGGUGAUCAGGAUGUGGAUAUCGAUGUGCUUAAUGCGGCCAUUCGGGCGGUGAUAACCAAUCAACCAGAAGACGGUUCAAUGCAAGAUGGCCAACAAACGCAACAAUCGGGCGAGGCGGAAUCCAGAGAACCUGUUGUGAUCGGAGAGCCGCAAAUACCUACAGCGCCUUAUUACGACUUGCCAGCUGGCCUAAUGGUGCCCCUUAUUCGUUUGGAGGACUACAACUACAAAGCCCUCGAUCCAGCGGACAUUCGACUGCCAGCUCCUGCGCCGCAAAGCGAGCGACUGACAAACGCUUUGAACGCCUUCUAUUCCGCACCCUCGCACGAUCGCCCCAGGGAUAAUGAGGGCUGGGAAAAGCUUGGUCUCUAUGAGUACUACAAGGUGAAGAAUGCGGCGCGAAAGCAAAAAGAGGAGGAAAUCAAGGAUGGCGUGCGGGAAAAGUCACGCUCGCCCAGUCCAAUUGUGCUCGAGAAACCCUUACCAAAAAAAAGCAACAAGCGCGUCUAUCGAUCGAAGAGUCGGAGUCGCUCCCGUUCAAAUACGCCGCCCCAUCGCGACAGAUCAGCCUCUCGCUCCAGGUCAAGAUCACGAUCUUUGGAGCGCUCCUCAACGCCGCCGCCGAUGAACCGAAACAGGAUGGGUGGUGGAGGUAUGGGAGGAAGUGGAAUUAGCAAUCGCAAGGGUCGGAAUCGAUCGCCUCGCCAUGAACGAGAAAACAAUAGUAGUAACAUGAUUAGCAAUCGUGAGAAUCGCUUGGAACGCACCAAUUCCAACAGCAGCAAUAAUGGCAACAACACAAACCUAAGGCGUGUAGAUCGUGACAGAUCUCCAACUCCUCCGAGUUUCAUGGGAAGCACCUUCGCCAAACCGCAGGAAUUCAUUGAGGAAACAAACAAGGGCCACCAGAUGCUCAUGAAAAUGGGCUGGGCGGGCACUGGAACUGGAUUGGGCUCAAAGAACCAAGGCAUAGACACGCCAAUAUCUGGCGGCGAGGUGCGGGAUCGUCGGGAAAUGUACAAGGGAGUGGGUGCCAAUAUGCACGAUCCUUUUGAGAGCUUCCGCAAGAACAAGGGUGCUGCCUUCGCACAUCGCAUGCGUUCGCGGGAUGACAAGAGUUAGGAUCUGCCACAGGCCAACAACUCUGACGUUUUUUGUUUCCUUUAGCCAAGAAAAAAUACAUUUUUAUAAAAGCAAA